CAAUCCCCCACCGCUGAAGCGGGGGAGCCUCCGCGCGGCGGGGGAGGCCUGCAGCCCGAGGCGCAGAGCGGAGCGUGGGCUUCCAGCUGACCGUGCAGGAGCUGGAGGUUUGGUGGAAGUAGUGGCUUAAGGACCCCACGAAACAAUUAAAAAGGGAAAGAGCCUUGAAUCGAUGUUAUUGCGGGCCUCUCUCUCUUUCCUAUGGCCAACGCACCCAGCGUGGGGCUGGCAGCUGCGGACCCCCAAGUACUGGCCUUAGCUGCUCAGGUCACUGAGAGCAGAGAGCAGGACAUCCCUCCGCUACUUCUGAAGUUAAAGGGAAUUUUAAAUAGUUCUUCCUUGGGAUGUGAAGAAUCAAAAAAAAUUAAGCAAGAUAUAUACGAUUAUGACCUUACUCAGUACUGCAUGCUGGUCCUUAGACAAGACCACUCUCGACUGCGUGGAGGCUGGGCUACUGCUGCCCAGCUAGCAGAGAUACUAAGUCAUUGUUGUGUAGGACUAGAGGUGAAAGAAGAUCCUGAGGAAUUUUACAAGAAAUUUCUUCCUUCAGCUGUAGACAGCUUGCUGUUUUUGGGAAGACGCUUGCAAGCACGAUUUAUCCGAGCAAUCAAGGAUGAAGAAAAACAAGAUUUUUUACGCUGGUUCCAAACAGUAACUGAUGCCAUCUGCUGGCUGUUUGGCGGGCAUAUUCAACUAGCAGCGUGCGUACUGCAAAAUGAUCACUUCCUGCAGUUGUUAAUAACAGAUGAUGUUGAAACAGCAAUUACAAUGAUGGCUGUUUUACACAGUAUUUUGAGGGUCAAUAGUUCUGUCUUGCUUCAGGUUGAUGAAGAGACCCUUCACUCUGUUUUGGAUGAACUUGUUUAUAAGCUUUCAUCUACCACCAAUCCUGUCAUAGGAAAUGCUGCUACAAAACUGCUAUUGUUGAUGGCAAAAUCUUGCAAGCAGCUUGUGAAGUUACUCACAGCUCGCUACAAAGGAUUAAAAGGGCUUUUAAGUAAACAGUGGGCUGGCAAAGGAUUUGACAGGGAUCUCAGUCAACUCUUGGACCUGCUGUACUUGGAACAAUCCAAUGGAAAAGGAGAAAUGCAGAGGCAGCAUCAAGCAGCUUGUAUAAUCCAGGCUAUGUGGAGGGGAUUUCAGACAAGGAAAAGGCUGAAAAAACUACCCCAAGCAGUGACCACUUUACAGAGAAGCUUCAGAGCUAAACAGGAACAGGAGCUGCAGCAUUUAAAAAAACAGAAGGAAGAUGAGGCUCUAAAACUGCAAAUGCAACUUCAGAGGCAGAGGGCCAUGAGAGUCUUCCAUGAACGACAGCUGGCCUUACUGGAAAUAAUCCAUGCCAGUCAGGUAAAUAAGUACAUGGAGGAAAUGGAGGGGAAAUCAGCAUUAACUAUCCAGAGAUUCUGGCGAGGGUAUAGAGCAAGAAGAAAUUUUCAUCAACAGAGACAAUCUCUUAAAGAGUAUAAAGCAGCUGUUGUCAUUCAGAGAGCGGCUUGUAAAUUCUUGGAAAAACGAAGGAGGAGGAGACCUCUCUCUCCUUGGAAAGAUCCCAAGGGACUGACUGAUGAGCAGAGACUAGCUUUGCAGCAGAAGGUGGAUGACUACAUCAAAUUGCAUCCGGCUUCCCAAAUGUCAGAAGAAAUGAGUAAAGAAUUACAUAUGCAGGCCCAGGAAAAGCUGGCACAGUUCCUGUUGAGGAGCAGACUGGAUCAGAGAGCAGCACAGCGGAGAGAGACGUUGCUGGCUCAGGUCAACACCGAUGUGGAGCUGCUAAUGAAUGCUCCAGGGUUAGCGGAGACCACAGAAAAAGAUCUUGAUGUCUUUAUGAGUCGAUCAGUCCCUGUAGCUACCAAGGCAAGACAAUCCCACAACACUAUGCUGAAAUACACUCACUGGCCAUGGUGGAAGAAGCUUGGAGAUGAGUUUGUGGAGGAUGAUGUCAUUCCUGAUGAUGCCCUAAAUGCAGAACUGGGAAGUCUGUUUAUUGGUGGAAGGAAAUCCUUUUAGGUAACAGGCGGAAGAAUUUCUUACUCAGCCAGACUCAUACCUUGCACUAUGCAUUCACUUGCAUGUGUUUUUAAGGACAGAAAACACUUGAAUUGUAAGACAAAGCACUGAAAAAGACCAAAGCCUCAUUUUAGUGCAUUUUACUUAUCUUCUUAAGAAUCUCUUCCUGUACAUCAGCAGUUAGAUCCUAUUGAUUGUGCUGUUGCAAAUAGGAUUUAAAUACUGUAGUUGUAAAUAAGGAUAUUUUGUCAUUUGCAUCACUUUAAAAGUAAGUUCAUAACCUUUGGCUUUUCAGUUCUUAUUCACACUUGGAUGUGUAAAGAAUCAUGCCAUUGUAAAAGCCUGGGCUUUUAUAGCAAACCAUUUUGUCAGGUGAAUGUGCUUUGAGAUAAAGAUGGGUUCAGAACACACCAAGGCAUCAGUAAGAAGUCAAGCAAGCUCUAGGCAGGCUGGGUGCUUACAGCACGGUAGAGCAGCUAACUCCAGUCAGCAGAAGCAAGCUUGGCCUGAGCAAGCUCCAUUAGCCUCUUGAUAGCAACAAGGAAAAAAGCAAAGGGAGGAGAAAAAAAAAAAGGCUAAUAUUCUUGGCUUAUAUGUGUUUUCCUUUAAAAGCAUGCAGUACUUUCCACAGCCAAUGCAGUGCAUUGUAACAGGGGUGCACUCCAAACUGUUAUAUGGGAUUGUAGCCUCAGUGUGACCAUCUGGACCAUCUUAAACCAUGCAGAUGCUGUUUAAUCCAGAAAGGUCUCCAGCACAUGGCCUCUACAGUCACUGUGACCCGAUCCGCGGUGAAAACCUACAGUCAAGGGCCGAAGGCUGCUGCUUACUGAUGUGCCCAGAAAGCAAGGAAAACUCAAGGCUGCAGCUAGUGCUGCAGGUGCCUGUGCUGUUUUUUAGGUGAGAGGCCUAGAGAGUCUUAAGAAUUAGAUUUUACCUCACUACAGAGGAGGAAACAAUGCAGUGAUUUCUGCCAGUUGUAUGUGGGCAGCAAUACUGGUUCAGCAUGUUUGUUUUCCAUUCCCUCUAGAAGGUUUUGAGUUUUAAUUUUAGUGGGGAUGAAUGGAAAACAAAUAAAUAGAAAUAGUGGGCAGCAGCCCAAGCCCAUUCAGAUGCAGCUGAUACAUUGAAAUUAAUAACUGGACAGCUGCCAAGAGGAAGAGCUGUGUUGUAGGUUAAUUUUUUUUAACAGAGCUGUGAUUCGGAAGGCACUGAAUUGGCUCUCAGGUCCUUUCUUGGAGAGUUAACUGGUGGAACAAUCCGUUAAGUAUUUGCCAGAGCACUUACAUGUGUCUGUUGAGUUACAUACUGUUCUGCACAGCCCUGCUAUUAGUUUUAGACCGUGGCCAUAACGAGACAGGUGUCCUACAACCACCAGAGUGGAGGGGCUGGGGGGCAGUCACCAAGCACUCCAGGGGAUGGAAGCUUCCCCCCGCCCCCCCACCAGCAGCUUCCAGGCUCUGGCACUGGAAAAUGCCCAGCAUCUCUGGAUGAACUGCAGCAGGCCAGCUGUUCCCUCGCAAAUACAUGAGUCCUCUGUCCACAUCACAGUCCCCUCUGCCAUGCAGCCACUGACCCAACCUAUUUUGAGACAGCAGCCUCUGCUGUUACGUUCGUUCCUAAUCACCUUCAUUAUAACAGCUCUUAGCGCAGGGGGAUGUUCACAAAGGUGCUUUGCUUAAUGUAUUUUACGUAAAGAGAUGAGCCCCCCUGACCAGUGUUAAAUACCAAGUGAUUUAUAGAGCCAUCUUACCAAAAAGCCAUUUAUUGUAAUGGCCUCUGCCACUCAGUGCCGUUGGAGUGGAUAAUGAACUCCCCCUUUGGAAUAUGCAAUUUGCUGGAUAAUGGGGUUUUUAAGUGAACAGAGAGCCUGGUGGAAGGUGCAGUC
Gavia stellata (red-throated loon) is the source of this 3895-nucleotide messenger RNA. RefSeq names its product IQ motif containing B1 (gene IQCB1). Bases 202 to 2010 code for a protein of 602 amino acids. The transcript has 14 exons. Gene Ontology annotation, biological process: cilium assembly. Gene Ontology annotation, molecular function: calmodulin binding. The record is from RefSeq and is a predicted model, not a curated record. Gene Ontology annotation, cellular component: cilium. Lineage: Eukaryota; Metazoa; Chordata; Aves; Gaviiformes; Gaviidae.